UCUAUAUAAAAUCGUCCAGAUUCUUGGCUGGCUGGUAAUGCCAAGCCCACAUUCUCUGCUCACCACCCUUUCAAAACUCAAUUCACUCUGAACACACAUAGAAAAGGGCAAAAGAAGAAGAAAAAGAGAAGGUACUCAAAGGAGAGAGUAAAAAUGGCUCUGGAGAAUUGUUUUCAAGUGAGCACAGUGUCUUGUGCUAGAGCUGGUGUUCUUCAGUCCCACCAUCCAUUUUCUGCUAAGGAAAAGCUUAAUUUGCCGACAUGUAAAGGAGUCAAACCGUCCAUUUUAUCAUUCUCCUCCUCACCUUCUUCCUUGGAUUACUCCUUCCAUCGCAUCUGCCGCAAGUCCCGCAUUGUCUGCAAAGCUCGCGAGGCCGUAGAUGAAGUUAAAGUGGUGACAGAUUCAAGCUGGAGUAACGAUGUGAUUGCAAGUGAAAACCCAGUUCUAGUGGAGUUUUGGGCACCAUGGUGUGGGCCUUGUCGGAUGAUUGCGCCAGUGAUCGAUGAAUUAGCCAAGGAGUAUGCAGGAAAGAUCGUGUGCUGCAAGGUCAACACUGACGAUUGUCCAAACAUUGCCACCCAGUAUGGAAUAAGGAGCAUCCCCACUGUUCUCUUUUUCAAGAAUGGGGAGAGGAAGGAGAGUGUGAUUGGCGCGGUGCCCAAGUCCACCCUCACUGCCACCAUAGAGAAAUAUGUAGAGAUAUGAUGAGAGACUAGCCUUGUAUGUUUCUGAUGUAUUUUAUCUUCAAAUACUCUUUUCCUAUUCUACACCAACCUUGCAACAAGUGCCCAAGUGUUCGUUUUGCAGAUUUUUUUACUUUGGAAAUUUUAUUAAUCUAUUUUCUA
This is a messenger RNA of Vitis riparia (riverbank grape), 845 nucleotides long. Its product is annotated as thioredoxin-like. The coding region runs from base 154 to 705 and encodes 183 amino acids. The record is from RefSeq and is a predicted model, not a curated record. Gene Ontology annotation, molecular function: oxidoreductase activity, acting on a sulfur group of donors, disulfide as acceptor; protein-disulfide reductase activity. NCBI's taxonomy places the organism in Eukaryota, Viridiplantae, Streptophyta, Magnoliopsida, Vitales, Vitaceae. Gene Ontology annotation, cellular component: cytoplasm. The transcript has 2 exons.